Messenger RNA from Mesorhabditis spiculigera, 1923 nucleotides. The record is from the annotation of a GenBank genome assembly. NCBI's taxonomy places the organism in Eukaryota, Metazoa, Nematoda, Chromadorea, Rhabditida, Rhabditidae.
AUGUUGAUCAUCACCGUAGUGCUGGCCAUCCUCUGGCCGUCCGCCGCUACGCAACACGCCAAUGUACGCGAAGACCCGAACCCGUUGCUUCGCGUACAACCCACGCUGGAAUGUCUCCCCGACGGGAUGCGCCUUCACCUCAGCCCGAUUGGCCCAUUUUCGGGCCAUGUCUACGUCAAGGGAUACUUUAAUGCGCCGCCGGAAAGUUGUCAUCUCGACUAUUGCCGAGCGCCAGUAUCUUCGCCGUUUUAUAUUCACAUACCUUAUAAGGGGCAUUGUAUGGUAUCGACGCAGAAAACGGCGAAUCCCCCCGGCAUCAACUACCAGGUCACCGUCAUUGUUCAACACCAUCACUUCUUUGUCACGGCAGGAGACCGUGCCUAUCGUCUCAACUGUCUCUACGAGGAGAAACCUGUGACUUUACGGCAGCAGGUCAACGUCAAAGAAAUGCAACCGACAAAUCUUGGCGGGACAGCCGGCGCCUCGCAUUGCCGCUACGAUGUGUUGGGGGAUGGGGUGGAUGGGGCGAGAGUACGGCUCGCUUCGAUCGGACAGCCGAUUGUGCAUAGGUGGACUUGUAAUAAUGAAGACGUCGGCUUCCUCGUCCAUUCCUGCAGUGUCAAAGAUGAACAGGGAAAAGACUAUGAACUGGUCGACGAUCGAGGAUGUCCGAUCGACGGCUCGAUUGUGCCGGCCCUGGAAUAUUCGGUUGACCUCCACACUGUCCACACUACCAUUAAUGCUUUUCGAUUCGCCGAUCAGCUGCUGGUCCACUUCAGCUGCCAGCUAACCCUCUGCGAAAAGCGGGACAACGGCUGCGAGGGCAUUGUGGUGGAAAAACAACCUGAAUUCCCGGUGAGGCCGGAUCCGGAAGAUAAACCGGAAGAAGUGGGAUGGACAGACGCUGAGGGGUCGUUCACCCGAAAAUUGGCCGCCGUCCGCGACGCUGAAGUCAUUUCGACGACGAAGCCGGCCUCGAAAAUACUCACCGGACACCUCGUGCAAAGAUACCACCAAAUGCAACGCGAAGAGGCGGAGAAAAAGGCCGCGGCUGAACAGCUUUUGGUUCAAAUCACGACCACCUUCCCAACGCCCACCACCCUGGAUGAAGCGUUUGAGAUGCCGAAGACUACGCCAUCACCGCAGAUCCCCGACAGCUAUCACGACUAUUUUACCACCCAACGAAUACCUACCGGCUUCCGGUACUACGUCCCGAUAAGAUUCGGCGAAAAUCGCGAUGAAAUAAUGCCGGCUGGAAGAUAUGUUUAUACAACACCACCUCCAGCCGCGCUGCCGAUACGCCACUAUCCGCCCGGAUUCUUCGACUAUCAACGAUUAGGGAGAUUUGAGAAUAGUGAAAGUCUACGUCGCUAUUCUGAAGAUCGGGAUACCUACGCCAGUUCGCACUUCCAAAAUGUACAAGGCGGCUUCCGGUUUGAAGGUGACGUCCCGGCAAUGCAAGAGGUCGAGCAUUACCGGGCCGUCAGAAAAACCGUGACGAAUUCAACGACUUCGUCAAGUUACGAAACGCUGGGCCGGGGGACCGCCUUUGAAACGACCAUCAUUUCGGCCAGAAUUCCUACCGACAAUGAAAAGCGUCUGGAAUCUCGGACGACACGGCUGGCCAGGAAUUUAGACCCUAGAAACCCUGUAAAAACAAUCACGAUUGGAGUCGAAACCGGACCGCUACUCGUCGUUUCUUCUGAGGAGGGUUUCCCCACCCAGAAGUCUCGCCGUGAAGCCGCGAACGAUACCGAAGAAGCCGAGCCCGCCAAGCAGACAAUGCCAUCCGAUUGUCCGCAUCUCAUAUUUUCCCAAUUCAUUGCCACCCUGAUCUUCACCCUCCUCCAGCUCGCCACCCUCAGCGUCAUCCUCGUACAGCGCCGCAAAUUGAGAGCGCUCCAAAAAUCCGAAAACGCAUUU